Rotaria sordida is the source of this 1440-nucleotide messenger RNA. The record is from the annotation of a GenBank genome assembly. NCBI's taxonomy places the organism in Eukaryota, Metazoa, Rotifera, Eurotatoria, Philodinida, Philodinidae.
AUGGGUGUUAAUCAACGAUUGAGUAAAAUUGUAUGUGAUUCAAUGUUUACUAAUCGUUUAACAUUAUUGAGAUAUUUAUGGAAUGGUUUUAUCUUUCCAUUAUCUCGAAUAGUACUUGAUAGAUUUUGUUUACAAAUCUUACCUGAAAUUCAUCAUAAAAUCCAGUGGCUUAACCUUGAAUCAUUAUCGAUGGAACGUAUUUUAUUUGCUGCCGAUUAUCCUAAUUUACGUGGACUUGGUCUGUAUAAUAUUAAUCAGAAGACUGCUGUACAUUUCUUUAUGGGCGAACAGAUUUUAACUCGUACAUUCAAAAAUCAAAUUUCAACAGUUAUUAUUACAAUCUCAAAUAAGAAAGAAGAUUUAUCAGCGAAAAUUGAGAUAAUGACAGUGUGUUCACAUAUCUUUACUGCUUUUCCUAAUCUACUCUAUUUAAAUUUUCACCAAUCGUCAGAUAGACAAAUUGAUCGAUUAUCAUUUGAUUGUCAAAUUCCAAUGUUUUGUUCAACUUUGUUAGAAUUACAUAUAAAAGUACAACGUUUCGAUGAUAUUCUUUAUUUACUCGAUGGUCGUUUCAAUAAACUUUGUAUUUUCUAUGUUGAUGUUAUUAAUAUCGCUUGUACUCAUACUUCAUUGCCAAUGAUCAAUAAUAACGAAAGAUUAUCUAAUAUGAAAUGUUUUUCAAUGACAAGUUCUUGUGAAACAUGUUUUUAUGAUGAAUUAAUUGUACCACUUCUACAACGAAUACAUAUAUUCAACCAUAUGUCACGAUUAAAUAUAUUUACAUUUAAUAUUCGUUCAAAAAUAUCUUUUUAUGAUCAAAUGAACUUACUCUCAAAUGAAGAUAUUAAAAAUACAUUAACAAAUCUAGGAGAUGAUUAUAAAAUAAAUUGUUGUGUUGAUUAUUUUUCAAAAGAAAAAACUGGUCAAUGUCAUAUUUACUCAUAUCCAUAUUCAUUAACAUAUUAUGAUAAUAUUACAAAUAAUUUUUCAGGUGGAUUAUUCAAAUAUGUUCACAACGUAUCACUCUUUGACGAACGUCCAUUUGAACAUGAAUUUUUUAUUCGAAUUACUCAAGCAUUUCCUUUUCUUAAACAAUUAACUAUAAAUAAUUUAACACCGCAAAAUCAUAAACAAUAUGAAAACUUAAACAACAAUCAAGAUUUGCCAAUCAUUAAAUAUCCUUAUCUUACUGACCUCGAUUUUAUUGAUGUUCAUGAUGAUUAUAUCGAGCAAUUCUUAGUCAAUACCAAAACGUAUCUAUCAAAUUAUAUUCAUACAAUCAUUGAUUAUAAUUCUUUACAGAGAGUAACACACAAUUUUACAAGAGAGGCAACACGAAUCAAUUGUUAUAAAUUCAGUCGUCUAAUUUUUUGUGAUGUAUUGGAUUUUCCAAAACAUAUUGUAGACUAUUUUCCUCAUGCAGAAAUAAUUAUUUUCUGA